Messenger RNA from Gallus gallus (chicken), 14942 nucleotides. It is a transcript of the gene SLC9A9, whose product is annotated as solute carrier family 9 member A9. Bases 155 to 1843 code for a protein of 562 amino acids. Gene Ontology annotation, biological process: regulation of pH; proton transmembrane transport; sodium ion transport. Gene Ontology annotation, cellular component: membrane; recycling endosome. The transcript is spliced from 15 exons. The record is from RefSeq and is a predicted model, not a curated record. Gene Ontology annotation, molecular function: sodium:proton antiporter activity. NCBI's taxonomy places the organism in Eukaryota, Metazoa, Chordata, Aves, Galliformes, Phasianidae.
GGGGCGCUUUACCGUGAGGCUGCAAAUCAAGCAGAUGUGCUUGCUGUGAAUUGCUACAGUGUCUGGACUUUUCUAUACCAAACGUGAUAACACCUUCCUUCUGUGAUUUUUGUCAUUCUUUUAUAUUUUGUGUGUUCUCUAUAAAGGAAAUGAAAUGGAGAAGUUGAAGAAAUAUGCACUGCUGAAAGAUGAAGAUCAGUUUUAUCAUGAAGGAGCUGUGGAGUUGCUGGUCUUUAACUUUCUGCUCAUUCUCACAAUAUUAACAAUUUGGUUGUUUAAAAACCACCGAUUCCGCUUCCUGCAUGAAACUGGAGGAGCUAUGGUUUAUGGCCUUGUAAUGGGAUUAAUCAUACGAUACGCAACAAAAACAUCAGAUGUUGAAAGUGGAACCAUUUAUGAAUGUGAAAAGCUGAAAUCUGGGCCAUCCAGCCUACUUAUUAAUAUAACUAAUCAGGUCUAUGAAUACCAAUACAAAAGAGAGAUCAACCGUCACAAUGUCAAUGCUCAUCAGGGCAAUGCAAUGCUUCAAAAGAUGACAUUUGAUCCUUCCAUCUUCUUCAAUAUUUUGCUGCCACCUAUUAUAUUUCAUGCUGGAUAUAGUUUAAAGAAGAGACAUUUCUUUCGUAACUUAGGAUCAAUUUUAACGUAUGCAUUUUUGGGAACUGCCAUCUCCUGCAUUGUCAUAGGGUUGAUAAUGUACGGUUUUGUGAAGGCCAUGGUACGCCUUGGCCAGUUAAAAGGAUGGGAAUUCCACUUCACUGACUGUUUAUUUUUUGGAUCGCUGAUGUCUGCCACAGAUCCAGUGACAGUCCUUGCUAUUUUCAAUGAGCUGCAUGUGGAUACAGAUUUGUACACGCUUCUGUUUGGAGAGAGUGUCCUAAAUGAUGCUGUAGCUAUUGUGCUGACAUACUCUAUAUCCAUUUACAGUCCCAAGGAGAAUCCUAAUGCAUUUGAUGCUGCUGCUUUCUUUCAGUCAGUGGGAAAUUUCCUGGGGAUCUUUGCUGGAUCAUUUGCUAUGGGAUCCUCUUAUGCAGUUGUCACAGCUUUAUUGACAAAAUUUACAAAGCUGUGCGAGUUCCCCAUGUUGGAGACAGGUCUGUUUUUCCUCCUGUCCUGGAGUGCCUUCUUAUCAGCAGAAGCUGCUGGUCUCACAGGUAUUGUUGCAGUUCUUUUCUGUGGAGUCACACAAGCCCAUUAUACCUACAACAAUCUCUCAUCAGAUUCCAAAAUGAGAACUAAACAGUUGUUCGAGUUCAUGAAUUUCUUAGCUGAGAAUGUCAUCUUCUGUUACAUGGGACUCGCACUGUUCACCUUUCAAAAUCAUAUCUUCAACCCUCUUUUCAUAUUUGGUGCAUUUCUGGCAGUCUUUGUAGCAAGAGCUUGCAAUAUAUAUCCACUUACUUUCCUUCUGAAUUUUGGUCGAAAACAAAAGAUUCCCAGGAAUUUUCAACACAUGAUGAUGUUUUCAGGUUUACGUGGUGCAAUAGCUUUCGCACUGGCUAUUCAAGACACAGAAUCCCAACCCAAACAAAUGAUGUUCACAACGGCAUUGCUUAUUGUAUUCUUCACAGUCUGGGUAUUUGGUGGAGGCACAACACCAAUGCUUGCGUGGCUUCAGAUCAGAGUUGGUGUAGAUCCAGAUGAAGAUAUGAAAGCAGAAGCUGCAAACCAAAGUGCAUCUAACUUGGAUAAAAAUACAACCAAAGCAGAGAGUGCAUGGCUGUUCAGAGUAUGGACAUUCUCUCAGGAAACAAAAGCAGUUGAUUCAAUCGCAAGAGGAUUGAAGGCCAAGAGGAAUGAAAGAUCCUCAUUUUCACUUCCCAGAUUUCUGGCUAUUAUGUAAGAAAAGACCAGUAACCCAUCUGGCAGCUGAGAUUUAUUGGUUGAGUUCACUGCUGUCUCAAUGAGUUAGGGAUGGUACAAGGACACCUAACUUAUCACGUCACUCUGGGAAAUAAGGCAUAAAUGAAAUACCUCCACAAUCAUCUCCAAACUACAGCGAUUCCAAGGUGUCUGCCUCCUUGGUGCCUCUCUCCCCAGCCCCCUUUGCUUCUUAGUGUACACAGGGGUAUGAUUAGGAACCUACAGAGAUUUCUAGCUUAAAAGGCAGGUGUUCUAUGGUUUUGUUCUUAACAGUGUAAAAUGCCAACUCUGCUAUUUUUAAUGGAUUAUGUACCUUCCAUUAACAUAAAGGGUAGCUGGAAAUUAUAUUUUUAUUUUAAUUUCUUAUAUGUAAUGCAUCUACAUGUCUAUAUUUUUUUUUAGGCUGUUGCUACACAUUCAACAAGAUAGCCAUUUAUUUGUAGUUAUUUUUAAGCAUAAAGACAUGAAAGCUUACAAGUUUAAAUGUAGGAUAUGCAUUAUGCCUUAGAGAUAAUGCUUUCCGAGCCUUCUACCUUUACCUACCCAUCUAUGCUUUAUACAUCCCAGAACAGUAAUCUGUUAAUUAUUCCAAUAAGAACAAAUUGAUAAUGUUUUCUUAACAUCUGAUAUGUCUGAUCAAAAGAAUCAAUUCCUGGACCAGAUCUUCCCACAUUCAGUCCAGAUGUGCAGUGGUUCUUCCAAAAGCAUACAACUAAUCUUCAGGGGCAUUUAUAGCAAUAACCUUCAUGACAAUCUAGCUAAAGGCAUAAAGAAAAAUUGGGGUGUGAUUUUAUGCAUACAGUGGUAGAUCCACUCAAUACAGAUGAGCAAAAAUGCCUACACAUUCACUAGCAAGCAGGCACAUGCUUUUCCUGCCUCCAUGUGCAAGGCAAUUGCAAUCUGGCAGCUACACUGAACACAAGAGCAGUGCCAAGGCUGAGCGAGUAUCUCAUGAGUGCACAUGGCAGGGAAAGACCAAGAGGGUAUGCUAUGAAAUACAGUGAGUAAGCUAUGACAAAUAGCCAUGGAUCAGGUCACGUUGGAAGUUCAGGGCAAAUGCAGCACACAUUCACAGGCCUUCUCUGCAACUCCCCCUAAUAUCCAACAGCUGGAACCAGCUCCCAGGACAUUCCCUGAAAGAUGCACACUAACCUAGGGUGGGGAAUUCCCCCUGGCGAACCCUCAGCAAGACCCUGAUCUCCUAAAUCUCCCUUCCCCAACUUUUGAAGCAGGAGAUACAGUUAUGAGCUUGUCACUGCCAAGAGAUACUUUCUCCACAAACCAAAAAGGGUAUAUAUUAAAGAAAAUUCAGAUUCUGUAGAGCAGUUAAUCAGCUGCAAAGCAAAUAGCUAUGACUCAGUUUAUCACAAACAAUAACAGAAUGGGAAUUAACAUUAAUAAGCUAAUGCUUCAUCUGAUUGUGUUCUUUUUUUUUUAAUCUUGCUUCUAAUUAAUUUUGACAGAUUGAAUUAAAAUACUUAUUUGCUUUGCAUUUCAUCUGCAUGGGGCCCUUCCUGAUCAUUUCCUCUCAUAAGAUUGUAUGCUGUCAGCACCAGACUUUGAGCGCUUUUUCUUUUGAACACUAGAGAACUAAGUGCUUAUUUCCAUUUGUUAAAUAUUUUUGAUCUAUUAAGAAACUUCUAUUUUUUGGGAAGGCUUUUCUGCUUUUUGUUUUCAGUUUUUCAGAUGUAAAAGCUUUACUUUGACUUGGAUUUAAAUGCUUAAGUUCCCAUUUUGGCUGUGGGGCCGCAUCCCCAUAUUCCUUUUGAAAAGCCUUCCUGUGUUAGUUCCAGUCACAGCAGCACAGGAACAGGCCUUCGAUCUUUCUCUCUACUUUCUGUCAAAACACUUGCAAGAAACAUUUCUGAGGCAUUUCAGCUGGAAUUAACAAGAGAAGACUGAUUUCCUAAGGUAUGCAUUCCUUCUCCAGACAGAGUCAAGGAGACAAGCUGCUUCAGGAGAAAAAUGACUUUUCUAGCAUCCUUUUCUCCUUGGGAUGUAUGGACAAUUCUCAUUAACAUUAAUUUGGAUUCUAGUUGCUUACUGGGGUGGGUGAAAGCUCCUCAGCAAUUAAAAUUUUUUAGAGCUACUGUGUGCAAAACUAUAACCAUCAAACAACGCUCAGAAGUAAUUCUAAAGAGCUCCAGUUUAUCAUACACAGAGAUUUCUGGAUUCUUUUGUUUCUGUACCCUAUGUCUUAAUAUCUGCAGUUUUGAUGACUGCCGUUACGAUGCAUGCAUUUCAGGAAAUAAAAGCAAAAAGAGAAAUCUAGCAACCAAUUUCACAGUAAAUGGCAGAGAGCUUAGAAGGUCACGAGGUAUAAUGAUUCUGCACAGAAUUUCAGCUAUACCCCUUGGAACUGUGCAUUAAUUACAUUUGUAAUAGCUGUGUUAUCUGGGCAUAAAGGUGAAUUUUAUGUAUUGUUUAUCCUGCCUAUUUUACACUCUAUUUUAAAACUAGUGUUACACAAAUUGUUAUGAAAAUAGCAUACAGGAAAAGUAUGUAGAUGAACUGUAUGCAAAAGCAGCACACAUUCACUGCCACCUUGUAUUAACAUCAAUAAAAUAACACACCAUCCAAAGAAAAAGUAAAUCAAAAGUAAGUCCCUUGGAAUGAAUGGAAUUGAUAUGAUGCCUGACAUAAUUUAGCUCUUGUGCCAAACACUAAAUCCAGCACAGAUGGAGUCAGUUACUCUGUGUUAACACUGCUGUAACCGAGGGCAGAAUUUUCCUGUUGAUACCUUCCUGUUGUUUCACUGGGUUAUGAAAACAGAUGUGAUGGUGGCUCCAGACAAGAAUAGCCUGUCUCUAACAGUGCAUGGUUCAGCAUAUGCUUUCAGUGUUUAUCAAUAACUAUUCACUAGCUGGGAACGAUAACCAAGAUUACAUGCAUGCUGCAUGCAGAGCAGUAAAGGAGUAUAUGCCUGAGUGGAUCCUUUUUCACACGCAUGUACUUAAAAAGAAAAAAUUAUUCCUGCUUCCUUUUCAAAGAAUGGUGGUUGGGCCCCAGAACAUAAUCAAAAACAUACAAAAUAAGCUUAAAUGAGCUUUUCUGGUACUGCAGUGAUUGGUGUUUGCAUCCCAGUCCUACUAAAGCCUGAGAUGCUUUUCCAUGGACUGCUCUGAAAGUUCAAGUAAAUCCUAACUGAGCACAAGGAAUCUGUAAGCAUCCUUCUCUAGAGUCGUGCCGAGCAGAGGCACAACCUUUCUCCACAUCUUUUCACAGUGGCUUCAAGUUCUGCAACCCAAUUAAAGCCCUAGAUGAUCUAAGAUGCUCUCAUGAACAUGCACUAAGUUUUAACCUAAUUUACACAAGCACUACAUAUAAGUUGGGUGAACAAGCAGAACAGAGAGCAGGUGAUGUAAGGAGAUAACACAUAUUAAGGAAGAAUAUUUCUUCAGACUACGUAUGUAAAACAUACAGUCAAUGAGAACAUAACUACAAGCAUCACUUAGCUUCAGUCUCCCCUUAAGAUUCCUAUACUAUUAAAUAAUAUAUCACAACCAAAUCAAAGGCAAAUUAUUACUGAUAUAUUAGGCAAAACACAAGCAACCUAAUGUUUAAAUCUGUAUUUAUUCAGUUAUAUUUGCCUCUACUCACAGAUAUGACGGCAUUUUAAAAUAAUGUGACCCAACUCUUUCUGAAAUGCCAAACGAUGCUAAUUUACAGCAAUGGGGAAGGACCUCCUCAGCAGGAAGUUGACUCUAGACGUUUGUCAUUGCAGUUUUCAAAGAGGAAGAUUGUUCAUUGAGAAGUAAAUAGAUGAUCACAAUUUUUAGGUUUGCAUAAAAGCCAUUAAUGAUGAAUCAAGCUUUGAACAAUCAUUAACGAUCUAUUUCAGUUUUGUCCUUCACAUGCGGAGGGGAGUUAAUCAUUCCCAGUCCUCCACCUGGUGUACAGGGGACUGUUACGCUCUCCUGCUAAAGGAAAACUUUCACCAUUUCUCUUUGGCACCUUUAUUUACUCACUCUGUUUGAUUUAAGAUUAAUGAACUAACAAGUUUCUGAGUAUGCAUGCAUGCAAAAUACAUGCAUGUUAAUAUGUUCAAAGUUUCCUUCAGUUCCAAGAGACUGAUAUUUCUGCAAUCACAUAGCAUGGGUCUUUUUAUUGGACAGCCAAACUCCUUCCAAGACAUUUGCUUGAAAAUAUAUCUGCGUUUUCCAUUAUGAUUUAGUAAAUCUUUACCUCUAAUCACCAUAUGUUAAUACAAAUACUACAGGCUAGCUGAAACUAUUCAGAAUUGCUCUGCACUGUUGUGGUUUUUUUUUUAUUGUGUGGUGCUGACUGUCAAGUACUAUUCAGGUGUUCCAUUCAAGCUGUUUGAUUCUCAGUGAGGCAGUACAUCACUUGAUUUCUCCAGUUCUUUUUCCUUGUUACUGUUUGGUAUGUAUCCAGUUACAAGUGUGUCAUUUUCCUACCUAUGUGGCUGUAUUUUGUCUUCACCUAAUUUUGAAAGAGUCUUAGACCUGUAGCUGAGCUCUAACUGAACUUACCAAUAGGCACGGGUAUUUUCAUGUUGUAACGUUUUAGAGCUUUUCAUUUGCAUCCCUGUUUUUGGAUAUUUUGAAAUCUUAUUUCUAUGAGUUUGGUUGUUUUGGUUGUUUUUUUUUCAGAACAGACUAUGUUUACUGCUAAGAUAUGCUCUUUAAAAUGCUAUUCUACUUUGAACAGGUAAACUUCAGUUUAAGUAGAUACAGCAAGAAAAGACAGUAACAAAAGAUCACAUAGAAAACUAAAUCUGAUAAAUGGUUAUGACACCUCUUGCAUGUUUACUCUGCUUUUAGUAGUACCAUACCAGUCCUAGGAUCUGGGUGUAUAUAUAUUAAUGAUGAGACCACAGUAAGCCACCCUGCCCCUGCUGCUGCCUUGCCGCAAGUUGUCUAAUAUAGCAUUUAAUAGGCAUUUAGCUUAACAAAGCUGCUACUGCACAAAGGUAUAAUUGAAUCUGGAAAAUAAAUAACAAAUCAGAAGAAUGAAUUUGUGCAUUUCCAAAAAAAAAAAAACGUCCUGGCCACAGAGUUAACAGCUUUUCACCUGCUGAGAUAAGGUAUGCCUCUGGUCUUGGGGGGGGGGGGGGAGAAGGGGCAUAAGAUUGUAUUUUUAUAAGCUCAAUAACCAGAUCUUUCACUACUGAGUGAAGGGAGAAGCGCUAAACCACAUAGCCAUAAAGAACUGGAGCAGAAAAGCUGUCAGGUUCACCCACUACUCCCUUUGCUGCCUUCUCUCAGCACAGCAUGUACAGCUGGUGCCUGAUGGCUCCAUGUCCCCCAGUACUGGGCCUGGGCCACCUGCCCCCACUGCUAUCGGGACACUCCAUGCCUUCUAUGCUCAGACCAGGUAAUUCCCAUGACAACUGUUCACCCUCUGGCACCACUGUGUCUACAGAUAGCUGUCAGCAUGAACUACUUGUUCUUGGUUCCAAAAUUAAUAGUAGGAUACAUAGAUAUAUCUAUGUAUCUAUAUGUAGAUAAAUAUUUAUUUAUUUUGCACUUGGGUUUGGAUAAUCCCAGAUAUACAGGUAUAUAAGCUGGGAGAAGAACUCCUGGAGAGUAGCCUUGCUGAGAAGGACUUCAGUGCCCUGGAAGAUUGAAAACUGAACAUGAGCCAGUAGCGUGCACUUGCAGCCUGAAAGGUCAACAGUAAUGUAGGCUGCAUCAGAAGAGUUGGCAGCAGAGCGAGAGGGGUGGUUGUCCCUCUCUGUCCUCAUGAGGCCCCAUCUGCAGUACUACAUCUAGGUCUGGGACCGCAACACAGGAAAGGUGUCGAGCUUUUUGAGGGGAUCCAGAGGAGAGCUAUGAAGAUGAUCAGAGGGCUGGAGCAUAUCUCCUAUGAAGACAGGCUGAAGGAGCUGGGCUUGUUCAGUCUGCAGAAGGUUGCGGGGAGACCUUAUUACAGCCUUCUAUAUUUAAAAGAUUUAUUAACAGGAGGGAAAUCAACUUUCUACAUGAGUAGAUAGUGAUAGAACAAGAGGGAAUGGUUUUAAACUAAAGGAGGGACAAUUUAGAUCAGAUGUCAGGGAGAAGUCUUUCACUGAGGGCGGUGAGGUGCUGGCACAGGUUGCCCAGAGAGGUUGUGGAUGCUCCCAUGCCUGGAGAUGUUCAAGGCCAGGUUGGAUAGAGCCCUGAUACUUGAUCUAGUGGUUAGCAACCCUGCCUUCGGCAGUGGGGUUGAAACUAGAUGAUCCUUGAGGUCCCUUCCAACUCAAGCAAUUCUACAAUUCUAUUAUUUCUCCCCUCUUCCCCCUCUCCAUUAGCUAUAGCUUAUUUUUCUUUACUCACAUGUUCUAUUAAAAGCAAUCCCUCUUGUGAUUGCAAUGGAAUUGAAGUACAAUUUUUAUAUGGGAGACAUUUUCAAUAUUUUGAACACUGAAAUGUCUCUCAAGUACUCUUAAAAUUGGUAAUUACUGGUACCCACACCACUGAUUCUAUGCCAUGUGGCAUCAGUAGAUAUCAUCCACUCCCAAAAAUGAAUCACUUUCCAUAAUGAUUGGCAUUUUCACUAAUUAGCAAUCCUUCCAUGAGAUGCACAUGUCAAGACAGUAUGCAAGUUUGUUUUCAUGCUACUGCUAUGCGUCUUAAUUCUGUUAAUACUGCUUAGACAUAAAAACCAAGGGUACACCAAAAUAUUUAUGAUAUUUUUCUUUAAGGAUGACUCUUAUUUUAGGAGGUAAACUUCACAAAAUAAUUCAAGAGUUACGGAAUUAGAAAUUCCCUGAAAUUACAACCGGAAUCCUUAGCAAGCCCCUGUUUUACCACCUAAUUAAGCAUAUGACAGACAUUUGCAAGUUUAACGCUUCUGGCCCAGGCUGCACAACAGUUUCAGUGUGCAACUUCACAGACAUUGCAUGGGUCACAAUCAGCACCACUGAAGUCAAGGUGAGCUUUUCUAUCCUUUCGUAAUACAACCAAGCCCUAGCUUUUCAGCCCUAUUUUCAAGCCAAACCCCUGUAAUGCACAGUCCAAAAAUCUGUCAGGUGCCAGAACAGGUCUCAAAACAUUUCAUAAUACUCAUUUUUCCAAAAUCACCUUUGCGGUAAAUAUCACCAUUCCCUCCCUGCAGCUGAGUAAACUACAAUACAUAGUUGUUAAGGUAAAAACUCCUGACCCAGAUGUCAAUUUCUACACACACAGCAACAAUAAAUUGCACCUGGAGCCUUUCAUUCACAGGUGAUUCACACUAUUUAAGAAUUUUCUAUCUUUUCAUUUAAGUUGUGAAUGUAUUAGAUGGAGAUGGAAAAGUGUUUGUGUUUUGAUAGAGAGUCUGGAGAGAAGAAGAGAAAUGUUUAACAAUGACGAAAGAAAACAAAACAUCAACUUGACAAUAAAAUUCUGCUUUUCUUCUUAAAUCUAGAAGGAUUUAAAGACAUUAAAAUAAAAUUGGAGCACUCUAUUUAUUACUAGUUAUAUCUGUGAACACAUCAGAAUAGCAAAUUAUACCAUUUUUUAAUCUAUAAGAGAAAAAAUAUAAUUUCAAGACAUUCCCAAAUAAUUUCAUUGAAGAAAAAAUAAAAAGACUGCAUAGAAUCAUUUUGUGAACAUUAGACAUCCCCAUUGUGCUACUGUUCCAGCCCUCAUCAAAACUUCCUCAUCAGAUCUGGUGUCAUUAGAGAGAAAAGUGGCAAAACUGGCUGGUGAGCAUUUCUUAUGCCAUCAGUUUGCGUAUGGCAGGCAGAGUAAGUGCUAUGAAAAAAGUAGGCUAAUUUUUAGAAGAGACAGUGCAAGAAGCAUGUUUUAGAACUCUGCUUUUGUGCAGUUCCUACAUAGUUGGAAGAAGAAAAAAGCCAUUACCAUCAUACAGAUGAGAGUGAUGAAAACAUUAAAACGCCACAGUUACGCAAAUAUAACUCAUUGCAUAAACGAGGAACUGAGAGCUUCUAUGUACACAAACGUAUGCUACUCUGUCUAAAAGAAAUUUGUUUUUUGCAAACCGGAGGAGAACUAGAAGGAAAAAUCCAAUGAAAGCUACUGAUAUAAUAAAAUAAUUGGAAGAAAAUCUCACCAGAAUAGGGGGAAAAAAAUGCUACUGAUAUCAACAAUGUCAAGAUUGCACUGUACCUCCAUAAUUGGAUUGAAAGCUCUUCUUUUAGAAUGCUGAGUAACAUUAACAGUGAAAUAUAUUUUAAGUGACAACAAAAGGCAAUUUCCUAGCUGGAGGGAUUCUAAAUAAAGGUCAAAGAAAACUGCUCAUUAGCUUGAGGUCAGGUUUAAUGUGGCCUUUUGGAUAUGAAAAUGAGGGGAAAUUUCCUAUUUACAACUAAAAAGUACAAAUUUUGGAAGUGUCUUCCUUGACCUACUUGUGUGCAGGACUUCCCACUGAGAUGAAUGCUAAUAGCAUCUGUCUUUUCCACAAUGUCCACACUUGCCAACAUUACAAUACCUAGAUUUUUCUAUCGCUAUUUGCUACAAAUACAAACUACAUUUUAACAUUAUGCAAAGAACCAUCCUAGAGUAGCUAAAAAUACAUAGGUUCCCCUAAAAUAAUAACCAUUUGAUAUACCAUUUAAAAAAUCGUGUCAGUCUUUUAUCCUUCCCACAUGUUAUUACAUUUAUCUUCUCCCCUUUUUUCACUGUAAGAGGGAGAAACUUACGGGUAUGUUUUCAGAAGGGAAUGAUUCGCUGGUUUCUGCAGCUGGAGUGCCAACUUUGGUUAUUCUUGGAGUUUCCAGAUGAGAACAUAUGGUUUUCUGAGAAAUAACAUGCAUUUCUUUCACUUCAGCUCUUAUCAGGUGAUAUUGUUUACCUUUACAGUAAUCUAAUUUGAGGGAAGUUGUUCUGUAGUCCUAUUUACAAUUGGUAAAAUAGGACUAUAAUGACUCUCCUUGCACUGUUCACAUGACUAAAAAUAUUAACAAUAUUUUGACUUCAACAGUUGACAACUCUAAAAAGGUUGAAGUUUAUCCAGAAUGCUGUUCCUAGAUAAUCUCAUUUAUCUCACACACCAAGCUGCCAUUUAGAGACUUCAUAAAUUAAUUAAUAGAUUCAUGCCCUGGCUCUUAACGAACGUCCCUAGAUUUGAACAAAUUUUAGAGUCUGUGUGGUAUAGCCCUGUGCUUUGUUCCUGUUAAUCUGUAUUUCACAAAAUUAUCUCUAUUUUGCUAACUUUUAACCCCAUUAAAAAAAAAAAACACCUAGAGCAUUAGUUCUGUCAAAAAACACAUCAAAUACCAAAAUAGAAUACAUUAAAUUUCUGUCAAAGCAAAAUUUCUUGUUCAGUUAAGUUCACAGGGCGUGAGGCAACAGUAUCCAACACUCCACUGUCAUACCAGCCUUAUGCACAGUUGUCUAUCUCAAGCACAAUAUAAACAUCCCAGAUAUGGAGUUGAAGCCUUCCUUGCUGCUGAGUAUAGUCUUUACGUGCACAAAUCUGAACCUUUCUGACUUAGAGCGGCCACAUGUAGCGCCCAGCAGCAGGUUCAGCGCCUAUUGUGCUUGUGUUGCACCACUGCUUACAGAUAAGGGCAGUUUCAGAACAUAAAGGAAAAGCAUUACUCAGUGCUUUCACUUCCAUUCUACAUAUGCUCCCCAGCUCUAAUCCAUACUACAGUGCUUUAGGAUAUUUUGGCAUUUUUCUGGUCUCCAUUCGAUUCCAUCAGGCUUAGGUUGCAUCUGCUUGGUCACAUUAUGCAGAAAAGGCUGAUGAGCACUGGGAUUAUAGUGUUAGUAAGUUGUUCGUGGUCUCAUGGAGAAGAGGCAUAAGUAAUACUAAGAACAUAUUCUGUUCCACUGUCAGCUAACUGGCAGGAAAUCCUAUCUCAAAUAAUGUCUUUCAGUAUUUGUUGACGGAGAAAGGUAUAAAGCAGUGAGCCGUAGCUUUUGAGAAAAAUUCAGCUUUUAGUUACAGAGCUGUAAGCCUAAUUAUUAUUUUUUUUAUUUUUUACAAACUUCAGAGGGAUUUUUAUUUUUUGUCAGUACAAUUCGAACUAAUGUCAUGCAGCAUAUUUUACUAGGAUCUCCGUGAGAAGCAACUCCAGUGCCUGUACCAGAGAGAUGGACAAUCCAAAUUUCCCAACAUACCAGACAGUCUGAAUCACAGGUGUCAGAGAAAUCCAUGCCAUGGAAACUAACAUGGUCAGUAGAGUGCUUAAGGGCAUUCAGAAUGCAUUGGUCACACUCUCGACUGCUAGAAAACUUUUGUUCAUCUUUCUAUCUUGGCUAUAAUUCUGUCUCUUUCUUAUCCUGUCUAUACAUGGCAACUAGAAAAAUGUAGUUGACACUAACUUGAAGAAUUCCAAAUGUUUCUAUAAAGGACAUUAUAAAUAUAGAACUACAUAUCCAAGUCCCUUUCAUACCUAAAGCUAAUCCAGAAUCCUACAGUAAACUCAUUAACAUCAAUGCAGAGUCAGAAAAAAUUCUUGCAUAGUUCUUGCAGAGAUUCAAACAUGGUCCUUUGUUAAUACAAGAGCCCAACAUGUAUCUGCGACCUUAAAUUAAGAUUUAUUAAGAGUCCACUAGGAUUGGUUGAGUUGUUUUUUGUUUGGGGUUUUUAUUUAAGAAAUGUGUCACCUGCGUAUCAGUCAGAUAUUUAGAAGGCUGGAUUUUUGGGGUGGUUUUUUGUUUUGUUUUUUUCUUUUUUAAGUUUCUCUAUCAUUUUGAAGGUGUUUUCCAGUUGGAUGAUAUACCUACAGUGUAUCAUCUUCAGAUGUCUUAGUCUUAGGCUAGAUUUAGCCUGUUUAUUUUCCAUAUUUUUGAGAAGCAGAAAACACUGACAACCUGAGACAAAUGACAAUCAGCAAUGUUGGCCUAGUAACAUUUACCAACCAGGUUGAGAUUACUUUCUUGAAGAUUAAUUUUUCUUUCAAGCUUCCUAAGGGUACUGUGUCCUGACACUGUUUCAUGAUGGCAUGUCUGUACCUACAAUAUCAUCUACCACACAUGGAGGAAUAAGCUUCCAUUCCUCUGGUAGGUGCGAAAGACAUUUGCCUCAUGAACUCCAGAACAGAGAGUGGAUAAAUAGCUUCAUUCCACAAUGCUGCAACCAAUCACUUCCAGUUUUAAGAACACAGUUUUUUUUGUUUUUGUUUUUGUUUUGUUGUUUGUUGUUUUUUUUUUAAUGAAGAUAUAGAUAAACCACCAAACUGAUUUAAUAUCUCUGAUGAGUAUGAGUAUUUAAGUGUUCCUCAUAAAAGAAUCGGAAUGUCUCAAAAAACAUAACAUUAUAUAUUAAAUAAUAGAUAAAAUUUUUUAACUGGUUAACACACAAACCACUCAACCCCUAACAUUAAACGGAACAUCUUUUAAUAAAUGCAAGCUAGAAUGAAAAAUGAAAUACAUCUUAGUGCUCUACUCAUAUUGUACUAAGUGUCAAACUGCACUCAGGAUUUUCUUCUCAAUUGGGAGUUUGCUUUCAGUACAGCAGUAGGUUAGUAAGUGUGUUUCAGUUCACAACUAAAGAGAACAUUUAGAUGUAGGAGUAGAAAAUUGAAUGUUUCCUGCUGUUCUUUGUACAGAUAUCAAGCAGUGACAUCAAUUCCUGCUUUUCUAAAAGCCAAAGUAAAUUAUAACUAAUCCGCAAAAUAAACCUGCAUUCAGUACCAUGCAAGAGACUUGCAACGUAAAUCACAGACAUAAUUCAGUCACAACAUUCUGUUGAUGGAGACGAGCAAAGAGCAAAAACAAAUGUCAGGCUUAGCAAUCAUAGAGGUCAGACAUGAUAGUUGUUUUUAAAGUAUUUACAGGCUAAGAUACAAAAAAAAAAAGAUAGUAAGACAGUUACUGAUGCUGAAUUACAACAUGAUAUAUUAAACACAGAAUUUGGGAUAUAAUGCUGUAUGUAAAAAUGAGGAGAGUAGUUAUCUGUAUAUUAAAAUUUAAAACAUGGAAGCAAAGAAAAACAGCUAUAAAAAGAGUAAAGAAUGUGUCUGAGGAGGGAGUGGUGAUUACAAGACAUUUAUUUUAUUUGUCACUGAAAUGGUGACCUGAUAAUACACACAAAUUGCCUUAGACCCAAUCUCAGCAGUGAAAUGAGGAACAUUAGAGAAAUCUAAGUGUAACAGUGUUCAAGGAAGGAGCUUAUCUUGCUAAAUAGUCCUCUCCACUCUGUGUGUUCCCACACAACAUCUCCCACACUACUCUCUCUCCUCCUUCUUCCCAGUGGCUCGAUAGAAUUACCACUACCUUCUUUCCAAAGCCGUGCCUACUGGGGAGCAGAGCCCUGAUCAGGCGAGGCAGACAGCAUUCAGUUAUGAAGGAACGGUCCAAGAAAACUUUUAGAUUGAGUAUGUUGAGAGAACAGAUAGGUAAAUCUGUUAUUUUUUUUUUUUUAUUAGUUGGCAAAGCACUAAUGCACAUCUUUAAAGUCACAAGUGAGGCACAAUUGUUUUUCCUAUUUUUUGUGACAUUUAUGUCAUUAAAAUCACCUAAAAAUAGUCCAAAAGAACUGCUUAAUGUUGUCAAAAUCUGGCUGUUGAUUAUUUUUUUUCAGAAUACUGUGUUUUUUUCUGCCUUUUUUUAUUCUGUUUAACACCUUUCAUUGCUGAUUCCGCAAGCCAUUUUUCAGUGUCUAGCCUCAAAUGCACAGAUGCUAUAUCUAUCUGAAUACUAAAAUAAAAAGUGUUAAAAUCUUGGGGAAAAGUCCACUGUAUUAGGAAACAUUGCAUCCCACAUACCUGGCUUUUUCAGUACAGGAAAUCCUAAUCGUGACAAGACAAUAAUCCUCUGGAUAAGAUCUCAGCCCACAGAAAGCAGUGCAUCUCAGCAGUGGACUAUGCUGCAUUAGGAAGCAGCGAGGAGCAAUCCCAAAUUAAAGAAUAGCUGGCAAUUUUAGAGUAAAAACCUCAGGUGGCAAAGUAGAGUAAAUAGAAUUACAUAAAUUUCCACUUUGUAGGCAGAUUCCUAAAUAAAGUUGCUAAUUCUAACAAUAGUUCUUAGACUAAGUACAAUAUUUCUCUCCUUCCCAUUUCGUCUUUAUUCGGUGACCCAAGGAUAUCAAUUACUUGCUGCUUUUAGUAUAUACUCACUUGACUUGCACAGACAUCUUACAUGAAUUACUCCUCCUAUUAUUGUAUUUCUCUGUGUAAGUAAUUUUCUCAAAUGGGUUGCAGUACUGAAGUAAAUUAAAAUAUAUCUUUUGCUCCUACUGUA